This is a messenger RNA of Phragmites australis (common reed), 1032 nucleotides long. RefSeq names its product transcription factor ILR3-like. Bases 118 to 828 code for a protein of 236 amino acids. The transcript is spliced from 5 exons. NCBI's taxonomy places the organism in Eukaryota, Viridiplantae, Streptophyta, Magnoliopsida, Poales, Poaceae. Gene Ontology annotation, biological process: intracellular iron ion homeostasis; regulation of DNA-templated transcription. Gene Ontology annotation, molecular function: DNA-binding transcription factor activity; protein dimerization activity. The record is from RefSeq and is a predicted model, not a curated record.
CAAGCACAACACGCGAUCCCGCCCCCCCCCCCCCCAACACCACACGGCAAGGAAGAAGGCUCGUGUGUCCGCCCCGCGGCCCCCUCCGAAAGAUCUUCUGCUUCUCCGGGCUAGUUGAUGGCGAUGAGCUGCGGGGGGCAGGACGGCGGGUGGCUGCUGGACUACGGUCUCAUGGAGGAGGAGAUCCAGGGAGCGGAGUUCAUGUACAUGGUAGACGACCCGGCCGUCUCCAGUGUGAUACUGGGGUUCGAUGCGCCCAGGAAGGAGGACGGCGUCCAGGACAACUCCGGCUCCAAGAAAAGAUCCCGGCCAGAGUCCAGCGCGCCACCCGGCACCAAGGCUUGCCGGGAAAAGCUCAGGCGAGACAGGCUGAACGAAAGGUUCAACGAGCUCUGUGCCAUUUUGGAACCCGGGAACCCACCAAAGGCUGACAAAGUCGCCAUUCUAAGCGAUGCUGCUCGUCUUCUGGGCCAGCUGCGUGCCGAGGCUCAGAAGCUCCGGAUAUCAAAUGAAUCACUCCAGGAAUCCAUCAAGAGCCUCAAGGCUGAGAAAUCCGAGCUGCGAGACGAGAAGACGAGAUUGAAGGCCGAGAGGGAGAGGCUGGAGCAGAUGCUCAAGGGCGUCAGCGCAGCAGCUGCUCCGGUGCCGUUCGUUCCACACCCCAGCGCAGCCACUGUGGCACCGUCGUUCCACCCGGCGGCGUUUGCUCAGACUGGCAAGUACGUCCCGUACGCCAGCUACCCGCCGCCGGCUGCGUUCUGGCAGUGGAUACCGCCGACGUCCCUCGACACGUCCAAGGACCCCGUGCACUGGCCGCCGGUCGCGUAAUUAGAUGAUCAUGGCUUUAUUGGUCGAUGAUGUAAUAGAAUGUAUUGAUCUUGCUUGUUGGUUUAGAAGAUUGACCAAAGCAUGCCUGAAGAAAAACUUCAGGUGCUGAUUGUGUAGCAGUUUUUAUGCUUGUGUCGUGGAUAAUGAUCAAGAGUGACUGGAAAUACUAAAAUUCAGGUGAUCAUUGCCGAUUGGAGAAGUCUA